AUGAAUUGGAGACACUUUCUGCUGAUCAAUGUGCUGGGUGGGCUACCUUACACCUUCGCAGGCCCUAAUGUGAGGAGAGCCGACGGCCCUAGUUCAGAGCCACCUAUUUUGAGCCACACGACCUCGUUACCGCACUCUUCCUAUACCGCGACCCCCACGACCAGUGGAGCCGAGCGCGCCAGCUCCGUUGGUUCUGGGAUCUCGACUUUGGGGCCGGCUCCAGGAGCUACCAGCUAUCCAAGCGAUGGAAAGCUCCAUGACCUCCAGCCGGCUCCUUUUACGCCGGCAGGCGGCGUUGGGACGAACGGCACAACUCCUAUCUCCAACGCAAAAAGCGACUUUGAUUAUGAAUCACUGGUAGGUUUCUAUCGAUUAGCUGGGAGAACAGUAGCUGACCGCUGCCAGGCCCUUGUGCUCUACCAAGAGUACAUUGAGCUGGACCUGUUCCAUGAUGGUCUGGCUCGGUUCUCUGUAGCGGAAUUUACUGCCGCUGGUCUCACGGCAGAAGACCGAUUCUUGAUUGAAUUCAUGGCUGACCAGGAGGCUGGACAUGCAACAAUGCUGACCAACAUCCUGGGUGAUCAGGCUCCUAGACAAUGUGUCUACAAUUAUCCUUAUGCCACCGUCCAUGAGUUCAUCGACUUCUGCCAAAAGCUCACCCGCUUUGGAGAAGCUGGUGUUUACGGCUUCUUGCCUCACUUGGAUUCACGAGAGGCAGCUGGCCUCUUGACCCAGACUGUCACCACAGAGGCUCGUCAGCAGAUGAUCUUCCGCCAGUUUGAAGGUCUCUUCCCAAUGCCUGUGUGGUUCGAGGUUGGGGUGCCUCAGUCCUGGGCAUGGACACUGUUGGCUCCGUAUAUCAGCUACUGUCCUGCCAACCAGACGAGACUGGCAUGGCAGAACUUCCCGUCAUUGUAUAUCGAGAACCAGCCAAAUCCUUACCGGGUCAAUGGAUCGUCUUCGGUUAAUGAAACACUUGCAGAUGGUGGUAUGAACACUUUGGCUAGCCGGAACGUGACCGGGCCCGAGUCAUGUCUGAACAAGACGGCCGUGGGAGAAAGCUGCAGCCCGGCAAUUACCCAUAAUCGAACAAGCCCCCUCUCCUACCCAGGCCGAACAGUCACCCUGUCGUGGGACGCUCCGGGCAAGGGUGUGGGUCCGAACAACAGCUACAUCACGAACACAACUGCGGGAUGCCCGAGUUACGUCCUGUGGGCUUCGCAGUUGAACGUCACCUACUCGACACUAACCACCAGUGGCAAUUCAAGCUAUGGAACCACCAUUCAGCCUGACCUGUCGACAUAUGCCGGCGACCCAGCGCUCAAUGGUACCAUCUUUAUCGCAAUCACGGACACUGAUCUUUUCGUGACUCCGUUCAAUAUCAGCAGCAUCAAUCCUCAUAUAGUUGCCGGCCCGGCUCUUUACCAAGCUGGCUAA
Molecule: messenger RNA, 1437 nt
Organism: Aspergillus fumigatus Af293
Lineage: Eukaryota; Fungi; Ascomycota; Eurotiomycetes; Eurotiales; Aspergillaceae
Product: putative stress response protein Rds1
Source: RefSeq, a predicted model, not a curated record